CUUUCAGGUUAGGGCCGGGAGCGGGCGGAACCUUUCUGUCGCGCUUCUGUCAACACGCGCGGCGGGGACGCUUUAGGCCUGCGCGGUGUUCCGCCGGCGCGCAGCUGCGGUUCGGGGCGCGGCGGAGGGCCAGCGUGACGCGUCCGCCCGCUUGUGACUCCGUCGUGAGCGAUAUGGACGAGCUCGCGGAGGAGUUCGGAAACCUGAGCCCGGAGGAGCUGGCCGCGCCGAUCCCGGAUGUCAAGGAAAAAUGGAGGCUGCUUCCAGCAUUUUUAAAGGUGAAAGGCCUGGUGAAGCAGCACAUAGAUUCCUUCAACUACUUCAUUAACGUGGAGAUAAAGAAGAUCAUGAAGGCCAACGAAAAGGUUACGAGCGAUGCCGACCCCAUGUGGUACUUAAAGUAUCUUAAUAUCUAUGUCGGGCUUCCUGAUGUUGAAGAGAGUUUCAAUGUAACCAGGCCAGUGUCCCCUCAUGAGUGCCGUCUCAGGGACAUGACGUACUCUGCCCCCAUCACAGUGGACAUUGAAUACACCCGAGGCAGUCAGAGGGUCAUCCGCAAUGCCUUACCCAUUGGCAGAAUGCCCAUAAUGCUACGUAGUUCAAACUGCGUUCUUACCGGGAAAACACCAGCGGAAUUUGCCAAACUGAAUGAAUGUCCUUUGGAUCCAGGUGGCUACUUCAUUGUGAAAGGAGUAGAAAAAGUGAUCCUGAUCCAAGAGCAGCUGUCUAAGAACAGGAUCAUUGUGGAGGCUGAUAGAAAAGGGACCGUGGGAGCCUCGGUUACCAGCUCGACCCAUGAGAAAAAAAGCAGAACCAACAUGGUUGUGAAGCAAGGACGAUUCUAUCUGAGGCACAAUACUUUGUCAGAAGAUAUACCCAUUGUCAUCAUUUUUAAGGCCAUGGGCGUGGAGAGCGACCAGGAGAUCGUGCAGAUGAUCGGGACGGAGGAGCACGUCAUGGCUGCGUUCGGGCCCAGUCUGGAAGAGUGCCAGAAAGCUCAGAUUUUCACACAGAUGCAGGCAUUAAAAUAUAUAGGGAACAAAGUUAGGAGGCAAAGAAUGUGGGGAGGUGGACCAAAGAAAACCAAAAUAGAGGAAGCAAGAGAACUUCUGGCUUCGACCAUUCUCACCCACGUACCGGUUAAGGAAUUCAAUUUCCGAGCUAAAUGUAUCUACACUGCGGUAAUGGUUCGAAGAGUAAUCCUGGCCCAAGGAGAUAAUAAGGUUGAUGACAGAGACUAUUACGGUAACAAGCGAUUGGAAUUGGCAGGACAGCUUUUAUCUCUUCUUUUUGAAGAUUUGUUCAAAAAAUUUAACUCUGAAAUGAAGAAAAUUGCAGACCAAGUGAUUCCUAAGCAAAGGGCUGCACAGUUUGAUGUUGUGAAACACAUGCGCCAGGACCAGAUCACCAAUGGCAUGGUGAAUGCCAUUUCUACUGGAAAUUGGUCCCUAAAGAGAUUUAAGAUGGACCGCCAGGGAGUGACCCAGGUGUUGUCUCGCUUGUCCUAUAUAUCUGCUCUGGGGAUGAUGACAAGGAUCUCCUCCCAGUUUGAAAAAACAAGGAAAGUCAGUGGCCCUCGCUCUCUGCAGCCGUCUCAGUGGGGGAUGCUGUGUCCUUCGGACACUCCUGAAGGAGAGGCAUGUGGUUUGGUUAAAAACUUGGCCCUUAUGACACACAUCACAACUGACAUGGAAGAUGGACCUAUUGUUAAAUUAGCCAGUAACCUAGGAGUUGAAGAUGUCAACUUAUUGUGUGGGGAAGAGCUCUCAUACCCAAGUGUGUUCCUUGUCUUCUUGAAUGGAAACAUCCUGGGCGUCAUUAGAGACCAUAAAAAGCUGGUGAAUACAUUUCGACUGAUGCGGAGAGCAGGGUAUAUCAAUGAAUUUGUUUCCAUCUCAACCAACCUUACAGAUCGAUGUGUCUAUAUUUCCUCUGAUGGAGGAAGGCUAUGCAGGCCCUACAUAAUUGUCAAGAAGCAGAAACCUGCGGUCACGAAUAAGCAUAUGGAGGAGCUGGCUCAGGGGUACAGGACUUUUGAAGAUUUCUUACAUGAGAGCCUGGUUGAAUAUUUAGAUGUCAAUGAAGAAAAUGAUUGCAACAUUGCACUAUAUGAACAUACAAUUAAUAAAGAUACGACGCACUUGGAGAUCGAACCCUUCACUCUUCUCGGUGUUUGUGCAGGCCUGAUUCCAUACCCUCAUCAUAACCAGUCCCCGAGAAACACCUAUCAGUGUGCUAUGGGGAAACAAGCAAUGGGAACCAUUGGAUAUAACCAGAGGAACAGAAUUGAUACCCUCAUGUAUCUACUAGCAUAUCCACAAAAACCCCUGGUUAAGACGAAAACCAUUGAGUUGAUCGAUUUUGAGAAACUGCCAGCUGGACAGAAUGCGAUAGUGGCCGUGAUGAGUUAUAGUGGCUAUGACAUCGAAGAUGCUCUUGUUUUAAACAAGGCCUCCCUGGACAGAGGCUUUGGCCGUUGCUUAGUAUAUAAAAAUGCUAAGUGUACAUUGAAGCGCUAUACCAAUCAGACUUUCGAUAAAGUAAUGGGGCCCAUGUUGGAUGCUGCUACAAGAAAACCUAUCUGGCGACAUGAAAUUUUAGAUGCGGAUGGUAUUUGUUCUCCAGGUGAGAAAGUAGAAAAUAAACAAGUACUGGUGAAUAAAUCCAUGCCCACUGUGACUCAGAUCCCUCUGGAAGGGAGCAGUGUGCCACGGCAGCCACAGUACAAAGAUGUCCCCAUCACCUACAAAGGGGCCACAGAUUCAUAUAUUGAGAAAGUGAUGAUAUCUUCAAAUGCCGAGGAUGCUUUUCUGAUCAAAAUGCUGCUGAGACAGACGAGGCGUCCAGAGAUCGGGGAUAAAUUCAGCAGUCGCCAUGGUCAGAAAGGUGUUUGUGGCUUGAUCGUGCCGCAGGAGGACAUGCCAUUUUGUGAUUCAGGCAUCUGUCCGGACAUCAUUAUGAACCCGCAUGGCUUCCCUUCGCGGAUGACGGUGGGAAAGUUGAUUGAGCUGCUUGCUGGCAAGGCUGGUGUGCUAGACGGCAAGUUCCACUAUGGCACUGCAUUUGGAGGGAGCAAAGUGAAGGAUGUGUGUGAAGACCUUGUUCGCCAUGGCUACAAUUACCAGGGCAAGGACUAUGUCACAUCUGGCAUCACAGGGGAGCCUUUAGAAGCCUACAUCUAUUUUGGCCCUGUGUAUUAUCAGAAGCUGAAACACAUGGUGCUGGAUAAGAUGCAUGCCCGGGCCCGGGGACCACGCGCCGUCCUUACCCGGCAGCCUACAGAAGGUCGAUCCCGUGAUGGUGGCUUGCGUCUUGGAGAGAUGGAACGUGACUGUUUAAUUGGUUAUGGAGCCAGUAUGCUUUUGCUUGAGAGACUAAUGAUUUCAAGUGAUGCCUUUGAGGUUGAUGUCUGUGGUCAGUGUGGACUUCUGGGGUAUUCCGGCUGGUGCCAUUACUGCAAGUCAUCAUGCCACGUGUCUUCCCUCCGCAUCCCGUAUGCCUGUAAGCUGCUCUUCCAGGAGCUGCAGUCUAUGAACAUUAUCCCCAGGUUAAAGCUGUCCAAAUACAAUGACUAAGGAUGGAAAAGAUGAGUGCCGAAGACGCCGAUAAACAUCCGAGGCAGUGAAAAGCAGGAAGAAUUGAGGUGUAUUUUUGCUCCUGUGAAUCAAUCCUUUGAGUGUUGGCUUGCAGAAACUACCAAGAAAAACCAAUGGUGAGAGUUUUUUUUAACACCAGAAAAUGAACGACACAAUCUUCAUCAAUGAAUACCAAGCCAUGGGAGCAUUGCUGACCCAGGGACUGAAACCAGCAAGACUAACAAGGAGACAUGACAUACGGGAUAAAUAAACUGUUAUUUAUGUACUAGAAUCGUGUGAUUGCCUCAUAAAUAAGAUUGACUCCUGAAGACCACUGGGGUUUAAAUUUCAAAUCAGCUCAGCUCCAGCCUUUGCAGCCAUCUGGGGAGUGAACCAAUAGAUGGAAGAUCUUUCUCUCUGCCUCUACUCCUCUCUGUAAAAUUCAUCUUCCUUUCCAAUAAAAACGAUAAAUAAAUCUUUAAAAAAAAAAAGAAAUGAAAAGGCUCAAGCUUCUUAGGAAAUUAGAAGAUGUGAAGGAUUCUUAUGCAGUCAUUAGCUCGGCUUCUGUUGAGGUGGCCACUUCUGAGCAGAGGGAAAAGGACUGUGUGCUGCCAGCUCAGCCAUCAGCAAUGGCUUUCCCACCCAGUACUGUGAGGCAGUGGGUGUUCCCCACAACUGAGUAUCACCCGUACACACCCAAACCUUGUCAUUUUAAAGAUUUAUUUUAUGUUUAUUGGAAAGACACAAGCAGGGACACAGGAAGGGAAGUGGGGCAGCCAGGAGACAAACCGGAACCUGUAUAGGAUCCCAGCCCUUGCAAGGCGAGGAUCACACCGGGCCCAAAUCUUGUCAUUUUAGUCCUGGUGAAAUGCAGUAGGUAUAGUGCUGCCUUAGUAAGCAAAAUACUUGAUGGACAGUUUUGAACCUCUGUGAUGAUAACCUACAGUAAUGUGAUAAGUAUCUGAAUGUCACUUCUUGGAUUCUUUGUCACUUUCUAUUUAGAAAGUCAGUGAAGCUCUUACAACCAUGUCACUGACAUGUCACAUGGAAAAUGUUCUCAGAAUAUUGAUAGCCAUUUUUCUUUUUGUCUUUCUUCUAUAAAAUCUGCCUUACCAUGAAAAAAAGAAAGAAAAAUUAACCUCAUUUUAUUUUCUUCCUAAUAGACAUCUCUAGUACCAGUCAUGGUGGGCAGGUCUUGCUCAACCAUCACUUCAGAAACCCAACAGGUGUUAUAAAGGCAGAGGCAUUUUGUGUGUGUGAAUUAUUGGCUAUGCCAGUUAUUCCUUCCUUUUGACUCAUUCUGUCAUUCUCCAAAUCAGUAAAGCAUCAAAGAUUGCUGAAUCCAACAUACAGUCUUCCUGUCUUGGGGGCUGUUAAUGUUAUCUGUGAUGAUCUUGACUGGUGAUCUUGACUGGCUGUGUUGUGCCAUUCCCACCUGCCAGCUCAUUCAGACAUGAGCUUAUCCUCCAGGCAUGGCACCUGUUUCACUCAGGUGUUUGGAAAGCAUUUGGAGUGUGUCUGGUGCUGGCCUGAAGCCUCCAAUCCAUCAGUCACACCUGCGGAAGGCACAGUACUGAGGAUAUAUAGGACAUGGCCUUAUUUGGUCCAGUGGGAGAGGCUGAGAAGCAUCAGCCAGCCUUAUGGCCGCAUCCUUCCCUCAGUGAGGGA
Molecule: messenger RNA, 5243 nt
Organism: Ochotona curzoniae (black-lipped pika)
Lineage: Eukaryota; Metazoa; Chordata; Mammalia; Lagomorpha; Ochotonidae
Gene: POLR3B
Product: RNA polymerase III subunit B
Exons: 28
Coding region: 174-3575 (1133 amino acids)
Biological process (GO): DNA-templated transcription
Cellular component (GO): RNA polymerase III complex
Molecular function (GO): DNA-directed RNA polymerase activity; ribonucleoside binding; DNA binding
Source: RefSeq, a predicted model, not a curated record